Molecule: messenger RNA, 4126 nt
Organism: Ictidomys tridecemlineatus (thirteen-lined ground squirrel)
Lineage: Eukaryota; Metazoa; Chordata; Mammalia; Rodentia; Sciuridae
Source: RefSeq, a predicted model, not a curated record
GGGUUGCUGUUGCAGGGCUCGGGAUGGAAGGAAGCGACGAGUGAGAGCGUUGGCUUCCUCCGGGAGACUCCGCCCCUGUGCUACUUCUUGCCGGUGCUGAGGCCAGUCUUGCACUUUGUCGGGCGCCCGGGAAAGACCGGGGGACGAUGGUACAGAUGGAGACACAACUGCAGAGCAUUUUUGAGGAGGUGGUGAAAACGGAAGUCAUAGAAGAGGCUUUCCCCGGGAUGUUUAUGGAUACCCCGGAAGAUGAAAAAACAAAACUAAUUAGCUGUUUGGGGGCCUUCAGACAGUUUUGGGGUGGUCUUUCUCAGGAGUCUCAUGAACAAUGUAUCCAGUGGAUUGUUAAAUUUAUUCAUGGCCAGCAUAGUCCUAAAAGAAUUUCUUUUCUUUAUGACUGCUUAGCAAUGGCAGUUGAAACUGGUCUCCUUCCACCCAGGAAACUAUAUCCUGAGGGAAAACUUCCACACUGGUUACUUGGAAACCUAGUAUCAGACUUUGUAGAUACCUUCAGGCCCACGGCAAGGAUAAACUCCAUAUGUGGCCGCUGCAGUCUUCUACCAGUUGUAAAUAACUCAGGUGCUAUUUGUAAUUCAUGGAAAUUGGAUCCUGCAACUCUUCGUUUUCCUUUGAAAGGCCUUUUGCCAUAUGAUAAGGAUCUAUUUGAACCACAGACUGCUUUGUUGAGAUAUGUAUUGGAGCAGCCUUAUUCCAGGGAUAUGGUCUGCAAUAUGCUAGGUUUAAAUAAGCAGCACAAGCAGCGCUGCCCUGUGCUGGAGGACCAGUUGGUGGAUCUGGUGGUUUAUGCCAUGGAGCGGUCCGAGACCGAGGAGAAGUUUGAUGAUGGGGGAACAAGCCAACUCUUGUGGCAGCAUCUUUCAAGUCAGCUCAUUUUCUUUGUGCUUUUCCAGUUUGCCAGUUUCCCACAUAUGGUCCUUUCUCUUCAUCAGAAGUUAGCAGGGCGAGGACUAAUCAAAGGCAGAGAUCAUUUGAUGUGGGUUCUCCUACAAUUCAUUUCUGGAAGUAUUCAGAAAAAUGCUCUAGCUGAUUUUCUCCCUGUCAUGAAGCUCUUUGAUCUUCUCUACCCAGAAAAAGAAUGUAUCCCAGUUCCUGAUAUUAACAAACCCCAGUCAACUCAUGCCUUUGCAAUGACUUGUAUUUGGAUUCAUCUCAAUAGAAAAGCCCAAAAUGACAACUCCACACUACAAAUUCCAAUACCUCAUUCACUAAAGUUUCACCAUGAGUUCUUACAGCAGAGUCUGAGAAAUAAAAGUUUACAGAUGAAUGACUAUAAGAUUGCCCUGUUAUGUAAUGCAUACUCUACAAAUUCAGAAUGUUUUACAUUACCCAUGGGAGCUCUGGUAGAAACUAUUUAUGGAAAUGGAAUUAUGAGAAUACCUCUCCCAGGAACAAGCUGUUUGGCUUCUGCAUCUAUAACUCCCUUACCAAUGAACCUCCUGGAUUCAUUGACAGUUCAUGCCAAAAUGAGCCUUAUUCACAGCAUUGCAACGAGAGUGAUAAAACUUGCUCAUGCAAAGUCCAGCGUGGCAUUGGCUCCAGCCCUAGUGGAAACUUACAGUCGUUUAUUGGUCUAUAUGGAAAUAGAGUCUUUGGGCAUCAAAGGAUUUAUUAGUCAGCUCUUACCAACUGUUUUCAAGUCUCAUGCUUGGGGGAUCCUGCACACACUUCUUGAGAUGUUCAGCUACCGGAUGCACCACAUUCAGCCUCAUUACAGAGUUCAGCUCCUGAGUCAUCUUCAUACUUUGGCUGCAGUUGCACAAACAAAUCAGAAUCAACUCCAUCUUUGUGUUGAAAGCACCGCUCUCAGGCUUAUAACAGCAUUAGGUAGCUCAGAGGUACAGCCACAGUUUACACGUUUCCUUAGUGAUCCCAAAACAGUAUUAUCUGCAGAAUCUGAAGAACUGAAUCGAGCCUUGAUAUUGACCUUAGCCAGAGCAACUCAUGUAACAGAUUUUUUUACAGGCUCUGAUUCAAUUCAGGGAACUUGGUGUAAAGACAUACUUCAGACCAUCAUGAGUUUUACUCCUCAUAAUUGGGCUUCACAUACCCUUAGCUGUUUUCCAGGCCCACUACAGGCAUUCUUCAAACAAAAUAAUGUACCUCAGGAAAGUCGUUUUAAUCUGAAAAAAAAUGUUGAAGAGGAGUAUAGGAAGUGGAAGUCUAUGACCAAUGAAAAUGACAUCAUUACUCACUUUUCCAUACAAGGCUCUCCUCCUCUUUUCCUUUGUCUUCUCUGGAAAAUGCUCUUGGACACAGAUCAUAUUAAUCAGAUUGGCUACAGAGUAUUAGAGAGAAUUGGAGCCAGGGCCUUGGUAGCCCAUGUGAGAACAUUUGCAGAUUUCCUGGUAUAUGAGUUUUCUACUUCAGCGGGAGGUCAGCAACUUAAUAAGUGCAUUGAAAUUCUUAAUGACAUGGUAUGGAAAUAUAACAUUGUUACAUUGGACAGAUUAAUUCUCUGCCUGGCUAUGCGCAGUCAUGAAGGAAAUGAAGCCCAGGUUUGUUACUUCAUAAUUCAGUUGCUGUUACUCAAACCAAAUGACUUUAGAAAUCGAGUAAGUGACUUUGUGAAGGAAAAUUCCCCAGAGCACUGGUUACAGAACGACUGGCAUACCAAGCACAUGAAUUAUCACAAGAAAUAUCCAGAAAAACUGUAUUUUGAGGGCCUGGCGGAACAAGUUGAUCCUCCUGUGCAGAUUCAGUCCCCCUAUCUGCCAAUUUAUUUUGGAAAUGUGUGUCUCCGAUUCCUUCCAGUAUUUGAUAUAGUAAUUCACAGAUUUUUAGAGUUGUAUCCAGUAUCCAAAUCACUAGAAACUCUACUGGAUCACCUAGGAGGCUUAUAUAAAUUUCAUGGUGAGCUUUUUCAAAUUUUAAUUCUAUCUAAUACUUACAUGAGCAAAAGUAGAUUGUGCAUGACCAUGUGUCAGCCCUUGGUACCAAGAGAGAACAUUACAGCAUGGAUGAAUGCAAUUGGUUUGAUCAUCACUGCCCUACCAAUUGGUGUGGCAUUUUAUGACAUGCUGCUAAAUGUAGACCAGUGUAGCACCCAUUUAAAUUACAUGGAUCCCAUCUGUGACUUCCUGUAUCAUAUGAAAUAUAUGUUUACUGGUGACAGCAUGAAAGAACAAGUAGAGAAGAUUAUCUGUAAUUUAAAACCAGCUUUAAAGCUUCGUCUUCGAUUCAUCACACAUAUUAGCAAGAUGGAACCAGCUGCAGUGCCUCCACAAGCUAUAAAUAGUGGAUCUCCAGCACCUCAGUCUAAUCAGGUGCCAGCAUCCUUACCAGUAACUCAGUGAAGUUAGAGUUACUGUAGUAAGAAUGGAAAUAUACCUGUCUUAGAAAGUGGACUCAAGUUUAUUAAAUCUGAAUGUGAUCAUGCUAAAGUGAUGUGGUAGAAGAAGCAGCAGAGAUAUUCAGAUUGUUUUCUUUUGAUUCAAAUGGUGAAUCUCCUCACACCUUAAUUCCCAUCUCCCUGUCUAUAUUUUUGUCUCUAAGAGAUCAAGUAAGCUACAUAUUGUUCAUAUUCAUAGCAGUUAAGAGCACCCUAGGAACACAGGUGUAUACUGUGAUCAAAUGAUUUUUGCCUUGUAUUCUCAGUCUUUCCUAUUUUAGCCAUUGUUUUUAUUUUUAUUUUUAUGUUUUAUUAUUGUAUAGUCAGUCUUAAAGUACUUUGCUUUCAAGACAGAACACAUGUAAAAUAACCAUUACAAAUCCUUUUAUACAUAAAUCUUCUUUUGUGAUUCUUCAGGAUAAUAGAGAUUUUUAUCAAAUAAAGGACUCUGGGUUUCAUUGCAUUGCAGAAGCAAACAAAGUUUUGUAUUUUUUUUAAAGGCUUGAAAUUUUUAUUGUAAAUUUCCAAGUAAAUAGUCUAAUGUUUCUAUCGAGGUAGAUGGGCAGUUUUUGUCUUUGCUUUGAACUUACCAGAUGAAAUGAAUUGGAAGCCAUGUAAGAAAAUAUCAUCUGAAAAUGCAUACAUUUAAAUAAAAUCAUGCUUAAAUGGCUGAUUCCCGACUCUCUGUCUGUAAAAAUCAGUUGCUUUUGCAUGUUGAUAUCCUCACCUGGAAUUUUCAUAAUUCCAAAUUUUUUAAAUAUAUGGAUUUUUAAAAUA